AUGAAUCUUCUUCGCAGUGGGGGCAGUGUUUCCCGCAUUCUACGUCCCUGUCGUCCCCAGAGUCUUCUCCGCAUUCGAUGCCCCAUAACGCCCGGCGUGAGCCGAGGAUUCCAUGCUGGUUCGGCAUUGUUGGGGGUUCGAUCUCAGAUUCUGAAAGAUGUUGGCGAAGGUAUCACCGAAGUCCAGAUCAUUCAGUGGUAUGUGGAGGAGGGAGCGCAUAUUGAAGAAUGGAAACCCCUGUUCCAGUAUCAGUCGGACAAGGCUGUUGACGAUAUCACAUCACGGUACGAAGGCGUGAUCAAGAAGCUUCAUUUUGAAGCAGAUGACACAGUACCUACAGGAAGCGCCCUCGUUGAGAUUGAAGUCGAUGAUGCGAAAUACCCCGAAGAGAAUCCACAACCUGUGCCCGCCGCAAACCCGGAGCCACUCCAGAAUGCCACGGCCCCAGAAGUAGCGGCAGUAGCUCAAGCAAUUGAGUCGUCUCAGGUUGAGACACCCGCCGUGCAAGAGGCCGAGGUGCCCACCGAAGCACCCAAGUCAAAACAUGCUUCCCUUGCAACUCCCGCCGUUCGAGGGCUCCUCAAAACCCACAGCGUCGACAUUCUCCACAUUAAUGGAACGGGCAAAGAAGGCCGAGUCCUGAAAGAAGACGUCCUCAGAUUUGUCGGAAACCGAGACUCCCCAAUCAGUACACCCUCCAUAGCAUCUGCGCCCACCACCCCAGACGCACGCCAAACCGAAACACCGACGAACCUAACCCCAAUUCAAUCAUCCAUGUUCAAAACCAUGACCAAAUCCCUAACCAUCCCCCACUUCCUCUACGCCGAUGAGCUCAAGAUCAACGACAUCACCAGAAUCCGCAAGAGACUGCUCGCGGAUCGUGACCCAAAGAAGAUCACAUUCCUCCCCUUCGUCGUCAAAGCAGUCUCUCUCGCACUAGCCGACUUCCCACUUCUAAAUGCCCGUGUCGAUACCACCGACCCGUCCAAGCCCAAAUUAAUCAUGCGCUCCCAGCACAACAUCGGCAUUGCAAUGGACACCCCCAACGGCCUGCUCGUCCCAAAUAUCAAAGACGUAGCAUCCCGCUCAAUCCUUGACAUUGCUUCUGAAAUUUCCCGUCUGAGCGCCCUCGCCAAACAAGGAAAACUUUCAUCAGCCGAUAUGAGCGGUGGCACGAUUACAGUGUCGAAUAUCGGGAAUAUUGGUGGGACUUAUGUUGCACCCGUCCUUGUGCCUACAGAGGUGGCUAUCCUUGGCAUUGGGAGAACGAGAGAUGUACCGGUCUUCGAUGAAGCGGGUCAGGUUACGCGUGCGGAGAUGGUGAACUUUAGCUGGAGUGCGGAUCAUCGGGUUGUGGAUGGAGCUACGAUGGCGAGGAUGGGGAAUCGGGUUAGGGAAUUGAUUGAGAUGCCUGAGCUUAUGCUGCUUAAUCUACAAUAG
This is a messenger RNA of Penicillium maclennaniae, 1440 nucleotides long. RefSeq lists its product as uncharacterized. The transcript has 4 exons. The record is from RefSeq and is a predicted model, not a curated record. The coding region runs from base 1 to 1440 and encodes 479 amino acids. Gene Ontology annotation, cellular component: mitochondrion; cytoplasm. Gene Ontology annotation, molecular function: lipoic acid binding; acetyltransferase activity. Lineage: Eukaryota; Fungi; Ascomycota; Eurotiomycetes; Eurotiales; Aspergillaceae.